Diorhabda carinulata is the source of this 1900-nucleotide messenger RNA. RefSeq names its product SH2 domain-containing protein 4A-like. Gene Ontology annotation, cellular component: cytoplasm. The transcript is spliced from 8 exons. Lineage: Eukaryota; Metazoa; Arthropoda; Insecta; Coleoptera; Chrysomelidae. Bases 313 to 1632 code for a protein of 439 amino acids. The record is from RefSeq and is a predicted model, not a curated record.
AGUCCUAAGAUUAUAUACUCGGUAGUCCGUCAUCGAUGUUCUAAGGUAGCGCAAGUUACUCGUGAGAGCUGCGCACGCGCUCUAGACCAACUUGCACAUGUUCCUUAUUUGAAUUACUUCAACUAAUUUUGUUUAGUGACUUUAUGGCUACGUCCGAGUGAAGAGGGUUUAGAUAAGUGACGAAUUUUAUAAAUUCCUCGAUCUUGUUCAUUCAAUUUAACAGAAACGAAUCACAGAUCUGAUUUCACAAUUUUAACUAAAUAAUCACAAUUAAGAACAUGUCGGCUGCUUAAGUUGAAGUACCUUCAGCGCAUGCUCGAAACUGCAAUAUUAUUCGCUGAUAGACAACGCAACAUUGUAUAUACACCUCUAAACGCGAUGCUGCAACAAAUUCUGCGUGAUAUGUACGUAGAUCCAGAAAUUCUGGCAGAAUUAGACGAGGAUCAAAAACAAACUUUGUUCUGUAAAAUGCGAGAAGAACAAGUAAAAAGAUGGAAGGCGUGGAACGAUAAACUCGGCGACGAAAUAAUCAAAGAGAAUUCGAAGGAAACAAACAAAAAAAAAGUUAAAUUUUUAUUGGGAAUAGACGACGAACCGUGGGUGUGGGUUAUGGGCGAACACGAGAACGAUAAAAGUAUUGAGGAUAUUUUGAGAGAAGAAGCCGCUGAAAAAGCACGAAUUUUAGCUGUAAAAGAGACUGAAAAAUUAAGAGAAGAAGUCCGUAAAGAAAUGAAGGCGCAAUUAAUAGAAGAUUACGUCGAUUUAACGGCUACAAUCGAAAAAGAUUUACCAAAAUUAAGAAUAGAAGAUGAUGUGGAUAUUUAUUGUUCAGUAGAACAGAUACAAGCUAAAAUACAUUCGAUACCUAAGAAAAAUAAUAAUAAUUACAGUAUUAAUUAUUAUUCUUCGAUUAAUAAUAAAUUUAACGAUGCAUCCGAGGUGAAAAAUACGCGGAAAGUGGCUCAAAAAGUAGCUCUAUGGGAACAGAAACUUCUCAACGAUAAAACCACGGAAAUUUUUCAAAAAAUCCAGAUGAAACACCAGCAAGUCGCCAAAGAAGCUGAAGAGGAAGAAAAACGGAAAGAACAAGUCUGGAGGGAACAAGAAAGGAAAGCGAAAGCUGCCGAGCAACAGAUAAGGGAAAUAGCCAGGAGAGCUCGGGAGGAACAUAAAUUGAAUUCGUCGUUGAAUUUAGACUCUACGUGCGGCGGUACUAAUAGUUCUGGGGUACCGCCUAGUAGACAGGCCGUGAUAGACUGGUAUAAAAACGAGGAAAAAAACAGGCGCGCCGGAAUCGAUUCGUCGAACAACGUAACGCCUUGGUUUCACGGGUUGAUAACAAGACGAGAAGCCGAAAAACUUCUUCUAGAUCAACUUUGCGGUACCUUCUUAGUACGACUGUCGGAAAGAAUUUGGGGUUAUGCCGUAUCGUAUAGGGCGCAAGAAAAAUGCAAACAUUAUUUAGUAAACGCCAUACCUAAAUACAGCUUCGUAGGAAACAAUCAAAAAGAACACGAAACGUUAGAUGAUAUCAUCGCGUUUCAUCGGACGUAUCCGUUAACUGGUGGGGAAACCCUUCAAUACCCAUGCCCUAGAAUAUCUACAGGGGCUAUCGAAGAAGUAUUAAAUUAAAAAUUUUAUUUUUCGUUAUGACGGAAUUUGGAAUUCUGUGAUUGUGACUGGUAUUUUAAAAAAUUAUUUUUUAAGUAAUUUUCUCUGUUUUAAUAUAAAACGUACUACGUGAGAUAUUUGAGUUUCCGUGGCGUCUAUAGCUGGAGAAUCAUGUCAAUUGUAUGAAAAUCAUACUUAUUAUUAUUUAACGUGAAUUGAAAAAAGUGAUAAUUAUACAAAUUUUGUAAAAACGAUACAAUAAAAACAAAUUUUUUGAUUUGUUGUUUUU